Molecule: messenger RNA, 5527 nt
Organism: Thunnus maccoyii (southern bluefin tuna)
Lineage: Eukaryota; Metazoa; Chordata; Actinopteri; Scombriformes; Scombridae
Exons: 16
Coding region: 336-2270 (644 amino acids)
Biological process (GO): nuclear envelope organization
Cellular component (GO): nuclear envelope; meiotic nuclear membrane microtubule tethering complex
Molecular function (GO): protein-membrane adaptor activity
Source: RefSeq, a predicted model, not a curated record
GCUGCUGUCAACGUUUGUAGCGGCGUAAAGCUCCGAGCUGUCACAACAAGCGUCGGUCUGUCUCGCUUCCUCACAGCUCACGGCGAUGCAACCCACGUCUAGACUUUACUUCGUGGGGAAAUAUAUAAAUUAAGUCACUGGAAGGUGAAUUUGUUCCGAGUUGAAAAGAGCGGAGAUGUUUGUUUAAACGGAGCUUGAUGUGGUCGUAAAGACUGAGUGGAGGAUUUGCUAUCAUUCCCUGACAGAAUUUGACAGUUAACCGCCCGGCUGGCUGUUGGUUGAUGCGCUGUUUUGUUUUCUUCAGCUUCGACAGACCUCUCAACGUAUAAAGAGUCAUGUCUCGUAGGAGUUCUCGCCUGGUGUCCGGUGGCUACUAUAACUCAGAUGAAGAAUCUGACUCCAGUACUGUGACAACCAUAUCCUACCGUGAAAACCCUGUCAAGGUUUUCAAGAAGAAGGCGGGAACCCGUAAGGCCGGCUCCCGUACCUCCAGUAGAGCCAAUAGCAAUGCUAGUUCACCCAGCAACGAGUCGCCUGUCACACCAGGUCCGGGUCCUUCUCCCUUGACCAUCCAGUUGCAGCCGACCAUGAGGACCGUACCCUACGUCGCUACCACGGCCACCCCUCGGCCCGCCCUGACCCCAUCAUCCCCAUUAUCCCCAUCGUCCCCAUCGUGCCCGUCAUCAACCCGGGGUCAGACGCCCACUCGCUGCCCGUCGGUACCUCCAGAGAAAAACUCCUGUCCCGGGCUCUGCAGCUCCAGCAGGCUAGGAGGGUUACAUCUCCGACCCAACCACAAGGAGCUGAAUCAGAGCAGCAUAGACAGCUCGGGGUACUCGUCCUCUGAGGGCACUUACAGGAAGCCCGCAGCCCCCAUCAGCACUCCCAGUAAAAUCAGCAGUAACGGUGUGGCUCCCAAUAAUGGAUACAAAAGCAGAAUCAGCAGUGCCUUCUUUAAUUUGAUGGGAUCAAUCUCAUUGAUGGCCGCUGCAGCACAGUCAAAAAUAAUGCGUCUGGCAGCUUUAGCUAAUAAUGCGUCAUUCAGGAGGCUCGUGAAGAGGGCUUGUGGCCUUUUUCUCCUCCUCCUCCUCAUACUUCUCUGUAUUUGGUUCCUCCUUCCAUUGUUGAACUCUUUCAUCUCUCGCAUGACUGUCGCAAAGAGCGCGUCACAGACAAAACCAAAGAGUCAACCUGCUACCCCUGUCACCGCUCCUCCUCCUCGAUCCGACACUGUGCCUCCUAAACCUUUGGUGGAUUCAGCCUUUGUGUUUGCUGCUGUCGAAGCGAAGACGCAGCGUAUUCUGGAGGAGAUGCAGCUGAAGCAGGGACACCUUCUCUCCCAGAUGAAGGAGGGAAUAGAGUUGGACAUGCAGGGUAUGAAAGCCAAGCUGGAGGCCGUGGAAUCGGACAGUCGGCUGCGUCUGGAGGAGGAGGUCGCCGGGCGGGAGAGGCAGAUGGCGGCUUACCAGACAGACAGCCAGUCUGCCAUCAGCGGUCUCAUCCUCAAGAUAGAAGCUUUAGAGGCCCAAAAUGCAAAGCUGUCUCAGGAGUUGUCGUCCAUCCAGCUGUUGCCUCCUCCUGCCCCUUGUCCUGAUACCAGCACAGCCCCCGUCCUCAACCAUCUCACCCCAGAGCUCCAACAGGCCAUAGAGAAGUGGCUCACUGACUACAUCAGGGAGCAGGAUAUAAUCAGGCUCGGUGAAAAAGGAGGCUGCUCGGACUGUGGACGCCCCAUAGCUGACAAAAUGGCCGACUUUGCCCUGGAGACUCAAGGUGCCAGCGUGAUCAGCACCAGGUGUUCUGAGACAUAUCGUAUUCGUUCAGCGUGUGUGACCCUGUUUGGAUUCCCGCUGUGGUACCCAUCUGAAAGCCCACGCACUGUCAUUCAGGGUUACCCGGUGCUGCUUCCAGGGAAAUGUUGGGCGUUUCAUGGUGUCGAGGGGACUCUUGUCAUCUCCUUGUCUCACCCCAUCAGGAUAACUCAUGUGACUCUGGACCACCUGCCGCGCUAUAACUCCCCUACCGGCCGCAUCGACUCCGCACCCAAGGACUUUGAGGUCUAUGGGAUGAGAGAUGACGUAGAAGAAGGAACGUUGCUGGGGACAUUCACUUACGAUAAGGAUGGAGAGUCAACGCAGACGUUUAAGCUUCCUAAUCCCAGUGACGAGGUUUAUCGAUUCGUGGAGCUGCGUGUCCUCACUAACUGGGGUCACGUGGAAUAUACGUGUGUUUACCGCUUCCGUGUGCACGGAGUGAUCGCCUCCACAUGAGAUUCACUGACGGUGACGUGACAGCUCAUUCCCACAUAUCAGAAAGUGCAUUUGCAAUGUUUUUUUUUUUUUGUUUUUGUUUUUUUUUUUUUUUAAAGUAAAAUGCAGUUUAGUGAGUUCAGGGUCAAAUGCUACUGAAAGAAAAUGUUUGGUGUUGACAAAUGUCACUCCUGUGUGUCAGCUUUUUAUGGGAUCAAUUCCAUGGUUUUGCUGUGUUUUGAAUUGUUUAUUGUUGAAGUGACAAAACUAAUAAGUGGUUUUCGUGCACAGUUUAAAGUGUACACAGAAUGAAGUGUGGAAUUUGUUUCUAAAAACCAAAAAUCUACCUAUACCUAAAAUCAUUUGAAAGCAUAAGGUUCUGGAAACUUUAUGCUUUCAUGAGCGUGCCACAAAAUAAUUUUUAACUUUUGUUAUUUGUUAAUUAUUAUUGCUACUUAUCAGGUAUUUCCUGCUUCACAUUUGUACGGCGUACAAUCCCGGUAAAACAACAUUUCAUUACAUUUUGCCAAUGAGCAGCUGCGGUGGAGCAGGUGAAUGUUAGGCACCUUACUCGAGGGUAUUUUGAUAAGUGAAGGGAAGGAAAGUGUUUCUCAUUCACUUUUUUGACCCUAAUUUACGAGAUUGUUUUAGGAGUUUUGAGUGGCAACAAUUUGUUACAAGCUUGUUCAUAUAAAUCUAGAGUGUCAUUAAUAUAAAGUGUCAUUAAUAAAAUUCAAACGCUUAUUUCUGACAUCCAUUUUUGAGCAACAAAAUGAAUUCCAAUAUUUCAUAUCUUUAUAAUAUAAAGAUCUUGUUUGUCAAGUCAGGACAGGAUGUACCAAUCCUAUGAACAAUAAGUAGAAAUUAUACGGAGGGCAGCAGUGAAUGUUUUAAUCAGUGUUGUUUGUUAAUGACUAGUUAAAUUGGAUUUAAUAUUCCUAUAAAAAGAAAAAUAUAUGCAGCUUUGUAUCAUGUAUUAUGUUUCUUCUUUUUAGAGUGUCGUUACUUUUGAGUUUAUGACCGGUACUUGAAUACUUGAAAAACUCUUUUUCUAACUCUUUGGAAAGCGUCAUGUUGAUUCCAUGACGUUUGUGUUUCUACUUCCUUGUACAUAACACUUCAAUUUUGUAUAAAAUACAAAGUCAGGAAAGAAAGAUGUUAUUUAUUUGGUAAAAUGAGAAUAUUAAUGUAGUGACUUAAUGUGUUAUGUCUGUGUUGUAGGAUUGUCUUGCUAAUAUUUUUUUGAUUACUUUCCAAAAUGCUAGACACAUGCAAAAUUAUUCAAAGUUUUCCAUUUAUUAUCUCUAAAAUGUAGAGUACUUGUUCUCUUUGAGUGUUCAUAUUUGGUAGUUGGAGGACUAAAGUUACACAACAUCCCAGGAAAAUUGGUUUGCUUCCAUUUUUUCAAAAGUUUUCUAAAAAUAAGUGUCUUCUUUUCUUCUUUUAGUGUUAAGAGAAGACCUUUGAGUUCACAAUUAUUGUUUGGACAGCACAAAACAGAACUCUGCCGCUCUGAAAGUGUAAUAUUUGUAUUCUUUGUUGUUCAGUACAUUUUUUUUCUUAUCAUGAAGUGCACUAGAGAUGAAUGCAGGUAAAAUCCAUCAUUUGUCGCUGAUUUCCUUUAUUAAAUAUAGUAUAUGCUAGUCUUAAAGAGGCCAUAUUAUACACCUUUUCUGCAAGUUAACGCAGUUCCCUUGGGUCUUAAUAAAAUGUCUCUGACAUGCUUUGAUCAAAAUACCACAAGGAUCAAGCACCACAGCAGCUUUCUCAUCCUGUCUAAACAGCCCCGUUCAGAACGGCCGGUUUGAGUGUAAAUAAACUUAUAUUUUGCUCCAAUUUAAUUGCAAUAAACAGAUCAAAGGGAUGCUGAAAUAACAAAUCAUGAUGUAAAUUUGUAAAUCAGAGCUAUCUAAAGGCAUAAAUACAGCAGCAACAUUAUUGCUUAUACACAUAGAUAUCUACAUGCUCUGUAUUAUUAAAAUCAUAUAAACUCACCGGCAUUUAAGAUGUUUAUUAUUGAUAACAGCAGCUGAGGUAGAGUGUGACUCCGGUGUUAGCUCCGGCUAAGUUGAGAGGCGAGAUUUAAGACAAAUCCACUUAAUCCUAAAAGUUUAAAAAACAAACUCCUCCCGCCGGUAAACUGCUCCAGAUAAGAGCGGAAUCGGGUGUUUAUUCCUCUUCAGCUCUGCUUCUCUGCCGGCUCUCUCCUGUAGAGUUCACCGGGGCUCAUCAAGGGCGAAUUUUUCACCCUUAGCUUAUUUUAGCUUGGCCUAGCUUUGCCCAAUGUGAUGUAAGAAGGGGCAUCAAAUCUGAAUGGCUUGUUGAAUCACAUGAGUACAGAGCAAACCAGCCCACACUAAACUGACCAGGUGGUCUUAUUUCAUAGAUUGUGUGUUAGUAGGCACAUCAGAGACCCAAAUACAUACGCACAAGCACUGAAAAAGUGAGUUUUUCAUAAUAUGGCCCCUUUAAAGAAGAGGUAGAAAAAGAGACAAAUGAGACAGAAGGAUUUCUUUGUUUUCAGACCUGUUGAAUAAGAGGACUGCAACAGGAAUUAUAUUUGUGUCUCCUCUGUGAGAAAUGAAAGUUGCUGUUUGAGUUCUCAACAAGUUUUGUUAUAUCUAAAACAAAUGACAGUAUCAUUUACAUGCAUUUUAAAAAAUGAGUAUUGGCAUGAAAUUAAAGUUAAGUCUGGGAAAAAAAUGUAUUUAUUAUCUGCUUUAUAAAACAUACAUUGGUGAGAAUGAAAUCCUUCAUUUUAGUUUUUACUUUUUUCUAAAAGUGGAUAUAAAAUAUUUGUCUAAUUUGUGCAGGUUACAUGAAUUUAUAAUGAGUGCAUUUCAUUUUGUAUUUAAGCUAAUGAUUGUAGUUAAUUCAAUGAUGUUGGUACAUUUUUAUCAUUUUUAAUUUAUAAUUUUACUUUAUUCAUUAAACAUCUUUGUUAUGUACAAGCAUUUAUUAUGAUUUGCAGCUUGAUUACAAAUCUGUUCCUCUUGGUGGAAGUAUUUUUUAUAAAUGCAUUGAUUACAAACUGAUAUGCUUUUGAGAUGAGGAGGAUGUGUAUUACUAUAUGCAGUACAGUAUAUUUCCAUCUUAUCCACUCAUGUUACGUAAAACAGAUGAAAUACUUGUUUUUAUAUUUGAAAGCUGUUGAACAGACUGUACAGCCGUUCUGCCUGUAAGACAACUUAAUGUAAUGACCGCCCAUGGCCACUGCCCAUGGCGUUUUCCAGAGUAUUUGACUACCACUGUCUGAUUAAAUAAACAAAACAUUGUGA